AUGGCUAUUGUAUUGCAAUAUCUAGCUAUAGUGGCCGUUGCAGAAAAUUAUAUAUUAAUCUUUGAUCUCUUCAUAUUUGUUGGUACUCUAGUGAAUGUUGCUGGAAGCUCAUGCAAACGCCGUGAUUCUCUUCGAGAAAAGCAUGUGGCUAAGAUUAUUGAAGAACUUAAUAGUGGUGUUAUUUCAAGUGGGAGGGGUUUGAAUCAAGAAACCACCCUAAAACCACCUGGUGAUACAAGUUUGAGCUCUUAUUAUGGUACUUUGUUAAGUAUUAUCAACUCAUUUCCAUCUUUAGUUGAAUUGCUUGAAGAAAUAAAAGAUGAUGGAUCAUCUAGUGAUCAAAGGCAAGAUGCAAGCAGGUUGUUAGACUCACUGGAAUCAUUUGACUUUGUAUUUAGUCUACAUUUGAUGAAGAUUUUGUUGGGAAUUACUAGUCAUUUAUCACAAGCAUUGCAAAGAAGAGAUCAAGAUAUUGUGAAUGCAAUGAAUUUAGUUAAAGUUUGCAGGGACCAAUUGCAAAACAUGAGAGACAAUGGAUGGGAUUCUCUUUUAGCUCAGGUUGUUUCAUUGUGCGAGAAGUAUGAGAUUGAUAUUCCUAACAUGGAUGAUGUUCCUAUUAUUCUAGGAAAAUCACGGCGUAGAGCUCCAAAGGUCACUAAUAUGCAUAGAUAUAAGGUUGAAUUGUUCACUGCAGUCAUAGAUAUGCAACUUCAAGAGCUGAAUGAUCAUUUUACAGAGACUACUACGGAGCUACUUCUUUGUAUGUCAUGUCUCAGUUCAGCUAAUUCAUUCUUAGCUUUCAACAAAGAAAAAAUAAUUCGUGUUGUUGAAUUUUAUCCUCAAGAUUUUUCUGCAGUAUCACUCUUGGCUCUUGAAAAUGAAUUGGACACUUAUAUUUCAGAUAUGCGGAGUAGUGAUUUGUUUACAAAACUAAAAGGAAUUAGUGAACUUGGAUGA
This is a messenger RNA of Argentina anserina (silverweed cinquefoil), 957 nucleotides long. RefSeq lists its product as uncharacterized. The transcript has 2 exons. Bases 1 to 957 code for a protein of 318 amino acids. The record is from RefSeq and is a predicted model, not a curated record. NCBI's taxonomy places the organism in Eukaryota, Viridiplantae, Streptophyta, Magnoliopsida, Rosales, Rosaceae.